Messenger RNA from Leucoraja erinaceus (little skate), 1385 nucleotides. Its product is annotated as GMP reductase 2-like. Gene Ontology annotation, biological process: nucleotide metabolic process. Gene Ontology annotation, cellular component: GMP reductase complex. Lineage: Eukaryota; Metazoa; Chordata; Chondrichthyes; Rajiformes; Rajidae. The record is from RefSeq and is a predicted model, not a curated record. Gene Ontology annotation, molecular function: GMP reductase activity.
ACCCCCCCUCCCUUUUCCCCAUCCAGCGGCGGCGGCGGUGUGACGCGCAGGCCCAGUGCGGAGAGCUGCUCGAGACCACCAUUGCGGGCAUCACGUGGUCGCAGCCCCCCAACGGUUUUUGGCGCCAACUAGGCGAGGUGGGGGAAGAAGAAGAAGAAGAAGCAGAAGUGGACGCCAUUUUGUCCCACCAAAGCCAAGCCUACCAAAGGCCAAAUCAAGAUGCCCCGAAUAGACAACGACAUCAAGCUCGACUUCAAGGAUGUCUUGCUGCGACCCAAGCGCAGCACGCUGAAAAGCCGCAGCGAGGUGGAUUUGAAGCGGGAAUUUGUGUUCCGUAACUCCAAGGGAACGUACAACGGUAUUCCCAUCAUCGCGGCCAACAUGGACACCGUGGGGACAUUCGAAAUGGCAAAAGCACUGGCCAAGUUCUCGCUGUUCACUGCCAUCCAUAAACACUACUCGCUGGAGGAAUGGAAAGACUUUGCAUCCUCCAAUGCCGACUGUUGCCGACUUGUAGCAGCCAGUGCGGGGAUGGGCACCAAUGACUUUGAGCGCCUGUGCUCGGUGCUGGAGUCGGUUCCCGAGAUUCGCUACAUCUGCCUCGACGUUGCCAACGGAUACUCGGAGCACUUUGUGGAGUUCGUCAAGGAAGUCCGGAUGAAGUUCCCGGAACACACCAUCAUGGCAGGGAACGUGGUGACGGGAGAGAUGGUGGAGGAGCUCAUCUUGGCCGGAGCGGAUAUCAUCAAAGUGGGAAUUGGGCCAGGCUCGGUGUGCACGACCCGCAAGAAGACGGGCGUGGGCUACCCACAGCUCAGCGCCGUCAUCGAGUGCGCAGAUGCCGCCCAUGGACUCAGCGGGCACAUCAUCUCCGACGGAGGGUGCAAUUGUCCCGGUGACGUGGCUAAGGCCUUCGGGGCCGGUGCUGACUUUGUCAUGUUGGGGGGGAUGUUUUUCGGGCCACACCCAGUGCGGGGGUGAAACGAUGAAGAAGAAGACGGACGGACCUACAAACUCUUCUACGGGAUGAGCUCCGAGACGGCCAUGAAGAAGCACAGCGGGGGGGUGGCCGAGUACAGGGCAUCGGAGGGCAAGACGGUGGAGGUGGAGUACAAGGGUGAUGUGGAGAUGACGGUACUGGACAUCCUGGGGGGCGUGCGCUCCACCUGUACCUACGUGGGAGCCGCCAAGCUGAAGGAGCUGAGCAGGAGGACCACCUUCAUCCGUGUCACCCAGCAGCUCAACACAGUCUUCAGCUAGCGGGGCGGGGCGGGGGGGGAGAAAGUUUCACCCCGUGUCUGACCCUGUCUCUGGGGGUGUGUGUGUGGGAGGUGAUGGGGCGGGGCGGUGCAGGAAGGAGGGGGAGGCUCCACCCCCCCCCCCCC